Molecule: messenger RNA, 2965 nt
Organism: Mya arenaria
Lineage: Eukaryota; Metazoa; Mollusca; Bivalvia; Myida; Myidae
Product: beta-mannosidase-like
Exons: 18
Coding region: 76-2859 (927 amino acids)
Biological process (GO): glycoprotein catabolic process; carbohydrate metabolic process
Molecular function (GO): beta-mannosidase activity
Source: RefSeq, a predicted model, not a curated record
GAAUAUACGCUAAACAAACAAUAACAUUACAUUCAGAUAAGAUAGUAGAGUCAACUUUACUAGUAUUUAAAGACCAUGCAUCCUUCCAAAAUAAAAGCAUUCAUAUGCGUCGUUUCAUUUUUAGUUACAUUUACAAUUAAAGAUGCCUUGUGUUUAAGGACUAUCGACCUAAAUGGACACUGGGCGGUAUCAUCAAAAAAUGUCAGUGUGCCAGGGACUGUUCCGGGUUCCAUGUUCACGGCUCUCAUGGCGGCUGGUGUCAUUGGCGACCCCUACUUUCGACGGAAUGACGAAGUGUAUGCCUGGGUCGGAGAUAUGGACUGGAAUUACACCCGAUCAUUUCAAGCAACGGCAGACCUGAUGUCUAACCCAACGGUAGUUUUGGUGUGUGAGGGUCUGGAUACGGUUGCCACGGUAACGGUCAAUAACGUCACUGUAGGAAAGACAGACAACAUGUUCAUCAGAUACGUGUUUGACGUCAAGUCAGCGUUAAAGCUCGGCGACAACGUCAUUACGAUUGCAUUCCGCUCGGCGACCCAGUAUGUUAAGGAGAUGGCUACCUCCAUGCCGUACGCCAUUCUCCCAACGUGCGUCCCGCACCAGUACCACGGCGCGUGUGGGGCAAACUUGAUCCGGAAGACGCAGUGUUCAUUCAGUUGGGACUGGGGACCGGCUUUUCCCACACAAGGAAUAUGGAAGGACAUUUACAUCCAAGGCUACCAGACGGCUGUUAUCAGAGACGUGACAACAGAAACCACAAGCAGCGACGGCUCCUGGCGCCUUAAGGUGGACGUAUUUAUGGAGCCGACAGCGGGCGGCCCCGUUCAAGGUCAACUUGAGGUCAAACUUGAUGGAACCCCGAUCGUAAGCUCGAAGUCCGUCACCCUCGACCAUGACCAUAGCAAAGUCUCAUUUGAUAUUUCGAUACCGAAGUCGGUUUCAAUCAACGAGUGGUGGCCAAACGGAUACGGGAACCAGACUCUCUACGAGCUGUUUGUUUUCUACACAGAUGCGCUGGGAACCAUGAACACACGCAAGCUAAAAAUAGGCUUCCGAACUGUGGAGCUCGUGCAAGAUUACGUCUCCGUCAAUAAGUCACUCGGUCGCACCUUCUACUUCCGGAUCAACGGACGGCCGGUGUUUCUCAAGGGCUCCAACUGGAUUCCUGCCGACAGUUUCCUGGAGCGCGUGACACGUGACCGGAUAUACACUUAUCUCAAAUCUGCCGCCGACGUUCAUAUGAACGCCAUGCGGGUUUGGGGUGGUGGGAUUUACGAGUUCGACAUGUUCUAUGAGAUUGCGGACGAGCUAGGAAUCAUGAUCUGGCAGGACUUCAUGUUCGCCUGCGCCAUGUACCCUGCCAACGACGCCUUCCUGGCGUCCGUUCGUAUUGAAGCCACGCAGCAGGUACGGCGCCUGAAACACCAUCCAUCCAUCAUCGCGCUGAGCGGCAAUAACGAGAAUGAGAAAGCCCUGGUACAGGACUGGUACGGGACGGACAUCAACUACACGCGAUACAAGAACGACUACCUCAAGCUUUAUGUUGACACAAUAAGGACGGUGGUGUUGGCGGAAGACAACAGUCGCCCAUUCCUGUCUUCCAGCCCCAGUAAUGGCAUGGAAACAGAAGAGGAAGGAUGGAUCGCCCGCAAGCCCUACGACACGCAUUAUGGCGACAUUCACGAGUACAUGUACCUGGUACCCUUCUACGACCCAAGUCAAUACCGUAUACCACGGCUGUCAUCGGAGUUUGGUCUACAGUCAUAUCCGAGCUAUGAGUCCCUGGAACCAGUCUAUAACCAGUCCGACAUGGACUACUGGUCCGAUUUGAACGAAUACAGGAAUCAUCACCCAUUUGGUAACAUUGAGAUGAUGGCGGAGGCAAUACAAUAUUUGAAUUUGCCGAACUGUCCAGACCGGAAACAACGUUUCAAAGAUAUAAUCUUUGUUACACAGAUAGACCAAGCUAUCGGUAUAAGGACCAUGACAGAGAACUAUCGGCGAUGGCAGAACCGACUCGAUGCCCAGGGACAGGGGAAUACAAUGGGGGCCCUCUACUGGAUGCUGGCUGAUAUUUGGCAGGCCCCGACUUGGGCCUCACUUGAAUACGGCGGUAAAUGGAAGAUGCUCCACUAUUACGCCGCUCAUUUCUUUGCCCCUACGCUCAUUUCUCCUUACGUUGACGGUGACGUUCUCGACGUGUACGUCAUCAUGGACGAACUAUCGGUAAAGGAGGUCCGGGAUCCUGUGAGUCACACCCUUUCCUUUCAGGCUAAGACAAACCCUCGGCCAUUCAGCCUGUUUGAUAUGAAUACUUGGGGAAGUCCCCAUACCGGAAGUGACGUCAAAUCCGGGGAUUUCUCUGGAAAUCUUUACAUUCAAAUGUUCACAUGGGACAGUUUUGUGAUGCUGAAAAUGUGGACUGUGCCAUUCCAGCUCAACAGUACCGCGCAGUCCGUGUUUCGUCGUGACGUUGACGUCAUGGUGGCGGAGAGCGGGUGUGGGCGACCCCGGAAGUGCUUCCUCGUGUUUCAUCUUGGAAACGAGACUUCCGAUCUCAUGAGCUGGCUGCCUCUUGACACCUUCAGCAACGCGGACGGACUCCGGAAGGCAAUUAUACGGAUAACUGACGUCAAACCCAGAACAGCAUCCCGAGAGUUCACAAUAUCCCUAACAACUGAUCACCCGGCCGCAUUUGUGUGGUUACAGGCCUAUGGAGUCAAAGGUCGUUUUUCCGAUAACGGGAUUCUCCUCUAUCAGCCAAAUAUGACAUUGACCUUUUACGCUUGGGAGGAUGUGGACGUGAACACUCUAAAAUCCUCACUGACUGUGAAGUCGCUUAUGGAUACCUAUUAUUAGAUAACAUAAUGGUCAUGGAUAUAAUGGUUUUAAUUUUUUUACCAACAUUAAGUUUGUCUGAGUUGUGUAUAUAAUGAUACAUAUUGCAAUAAAAUAAUAUUUUAGA